Danio rerio (zebrafish) is the source of this 1790-nucleotide messenger RNA. RefSeq names its product HLF transcription factor, PAR bZIP family member a (gene hlfa). Gene Ontology annotation, biological process: regulation of transcription by RNA polymerase II; regulation of DNA-templated transcription. NCBI's taxonomy places the organism in Eukaryota, Metazoa, Chordata, Actinopteri, Cypriniformes, Danionidae. Gene Ontology annotation, cellular component: nucleus. The record is from RefSeq and is marked provisional. Gene Ontology annotation, molecular function: sequence-specific DNA binding; DNA-binding transcription factor activity.
UUUUGCGCUCCAGCCUGCUGAACUGACGGACGCGCGAGACCGCCGCCGCCGCUCAUCGGUGCCGCGUACGGGCUAAGGACUACUCACACACCACAAACUGCAGACUUUCCAUUUUUAUAAGUUGGCCUUUUUUUAAAAAGUCGUUUCUUCAGGAAGAUUGAGAUCUCUUUUACGUGAUGGAGAAGAUGUCUCGACCUCUUCCUAUAAACGCAACUUUCCUACCUCCGACCCACGGCGUCCUCAAAUCCCUGCUGGAGAAUCCCAUGAAGCUACCUUUUCACCACGAUGAAGGGUUCGGAAAAGAGAAAGAGAAGGAGAAGAAGUUGGAAGACGAUGCAAGCACUCUCAACACCCCUCAGUCUGCCUUCCUGGGGCCGACUCUGUGGGACAAGACCCUGCCGUACAACGCCGACAACUUCCAGCUGGAGUAUAUGGAUUUAGAGGAGUUCCUGUUGGAGAAUAAUAUUCCCGCCAACCCACAGAGCGAGCAGAGCCAGCCUUCCCAGCCGCCCCUGCAGCCGCCCUCGGCCCCGCCCACUCCCUCAGUGGUGGAUCUCAGUAACCGUGACAACAGCAGCUCUCACAAUGGGAUGGUCGCUCAAAACUGCCUGCAGAAUCCCACCAGACCAGGUUUGCCGGCGUCUCGUGAUACCCCCAGUCCCAUUGACCCAGACUCCAUCCAGGUGCCGCUGGCAUAUGAGCCGGACCCUGCAGACCUCGCCCUCUCCAGCGUCCCAGGACAGGAGAUCUUCGACCCGCGCAAACGCAAGUUCAGCGCAGAGGAGCUCAAGCCACAGCCUAUGAUCAAGAAGGCACGCAAGGUCUUCAUUCCAGAGGACUUAAAGGAUGACAGAUACUGGGCACGACGCAGAAAGAACAACAUCGCGGCCAAGCGUUCGCGGGACGCCCGGCGGCUGAAAGAAAACCAGAUCGCCAUCCGUGCCGGAUUCCUGGAGAAGGAGAACGCGGCGCUGCGAGCGGAGGUGGCCGACCUGCGCAAGGAACUGGGCCGCUGCAAGAACGUUCUGGCCAAAUACGAGGCGCGACACGGCCCUCUGUGAGGCCCCUCCCAUUCCCACAGAAAAACCCACAUCCACAAAGCCCCGCCCACCGACUCCACCCCCAGGGACUUCUGCGUGGCCCUUUAAGAGGCGCCAAAUUCUUUUCAUUGUAAAUCAGUGUCUGUCUUUUUCUUCUUCGUAGUUUCUCGAAUUUCGCCAUUUUAUUCCUUCAACGACGGAUCGUUUAUUUGGAAAUGAUUCAACAUGGUUUUCUGGAGUGUUUUAUACACUGACUGAUGAAUAUUUCCUGUCAAUCAUCCACUCGGCUCCUCCCCCUCCUGCCAGAGGCUCCACCCACCUCCAGUUGCUUACGCUUUCUUUCUUUGUUUGUUUGUUUGUUGUGUAUGUUAAUAUGUUUCAGUUGAAUAGCUGUAAAGCACCGACACCUUUCGUUCUGUACACAAAUGUUCGUCGUCCGAAUAUGUUUUUGACUUCAUCAUUACUUGUGAACCAACACCAGCGUAAACAUUUUUUGACGUCUUUCCUUUGGUUGUCCACGGAGCAAUAAUCUCUUCAGAGGGCGAAACACAUGAAAUGUAAGCUAAGAUUCGUCUGUUUUCAUUGCCGCCAUUUCCUGCUGUCGUGUGGAAACUUUUCCCUCCAAAACUCAUCGGAUCCUCUGUCGCUCGAACUCCCUGCACUAAUGCGUGUUUCACAAUCUGAUCUGGUGCAAUGUUUCUACCUACACUAUAAUCUGCCUGAUAUAUAUAAAUAUAUUUAUGGACUCUU